AACAGAUGAUGUAAGAGGCGUUGUCAGCUGCACAGUUUCAGGCCUCUGCAGGCUGUUUAGCAUCAGAGAGGUGGAGUCAGCCUCGCUAUUGGCCGGAGGGGGAACAGAUCCCGACCCUGGGGACUGACACCACACCCAUCUGUAUGUGUGUGUGUGUGUGUGUGUGCGCGUGCAUGUAUGUGUUGUCCAGCAUAUGCUCUGUUGUGUUUCUUCUUCUUGUUCUUAGUGAAGAGCUGCUUGCAGAUUCUCAGAACUGGUUGAUGUCAUCAUGACUUCUUCUCCUGGCCCUAUUAUGACGACAUUAACUGAAACCCCUCAUCCUUUUACUGAGGACGUGAGCACGAUAGUGCCAGUCACUGAGCCAGACGACGGAGAUUUUGCAGCUUUAAUUGGAGGAGUUGUCGGAGCAGUUCUGCUGCUAUUAAUCUGCACAAUAGCAGUGUUGCUGUGGUGCCUGACCAGACAUAAAGGCUCAUACAUCACCAACGAGAUGGACGAAGACGACGAUGAGAUCGAUGACAACGACGACGAAUCUGUUGGUUCUGAUACGGCGCUCCAAAGCAGGGAACCUCUGAAGGUCAAAGAUGAGGAAUGAACUUGUAAAGUAUGUGCUGUCGAGGACUAAAAGAGCUUUGUAGCUUUGUUCCACUGAGGAGAUAUUUUUAAUCAACUUCCUUUAAGCUGCAUGAAGCAACUUUGCACGUUGCUGCCCCCAACUCGCAGCAAGACCUGACAUGUGAGUCUGUCAGCAACGACCAUUUUAUUUUCAGUGACACUGUUGGACGAAACAUGACUCUCGUGCAAACAAAACCAAUUUCUAAUCUCGAUAUUUACAGCUAUGCCAAUGUCACCCAGAAAGAACUUGAUUCAUGACGAGCAGCUGCCAAACUCCUCAGUGAAACUCGACUGUCAACCUGUAACACAACUUAACAUAAACAGACAGUGCUUUUGAUUUUAAAUCAGAUGAUUUGUUUUCUGGCCUCACUUAGUGCAAAAAUAUCCAACACUUUUUAAAAUCCAGACCUUUUUUCACUAUAAACGUUCCAUGCUGCCAGAGUUGUACCAUCCUGCAGAGAUAAAAGUCCUUAAAGUUGGAGCACUGUGUCUGUCAAGAGAGCGAAUGACUUUAUGACUGAUUCUCAUAGAUGGCCAUGAAACUCAUGAGAUAGAGAUAGCGACAGAGAAAAAGUGCAGCUUUAAAAUGCUUCAAGGUUUUCAGGAAAAUGUCUACAGAAUAAAAAAAACAUACAUUUCAGUGACAUUUCCUAUUAAGGGGAGACACCACAGGUGAAUUGUAUUUACUUUCCUGGCUGAUUAUUUACUUUGUAUUACGAGUUUUAUGUUUAGGUGCAAAUGAGGCUUUAUAUAAUUACAAAUGUGCUAAUUUGCAUACAUUUACAUACAUUAUAACUCCAUAAAUCAGAAAAUACUGUCAACAGCCAUAGAAAAUGUUGUUUUUCCAUAUUUUAUGGGUAAAAUGUUGUAUAAAUCAGGCUUUGAAUGAUAUAUGAACAAACCCCUCUGUAAAAACCUUCAGAAUAUAGACAGGAGUCAAACUGGAAUGUUUCAUGCGUGUAAAGUCUACUGAAGUGGAGAUUUCUGGCUCAAGGUCUGAGGAAAAUCAGCCUUUUAAGGAGACAUUUUGAGACACUACAGGUGAAUAGGGUCAAUAUUUGAACCAGUCACCUCCCUCCAAAGACUUCUUACGUGUCACGUGUACUGAAUCAUAUAUUUAAAACUUCACCUGCCAGCUCCUGUGACUCUUCCAAACACACAAAUCUGAUUUUUAACUGCAGAACAAACGUCCUGCCAAAGAGGCUGCAAGGCCAAACUAACCAAAUUACCAGACACUGGUAAACAGCUUAACUCAUGGCUGCUGGUGAUUUUCCACCCUGGCUGUUUGUAAUAUUUGAAGCUCAUAACAGCGAGCGACUUGGACUAACAUGCCACACUGUUAUAAAUCAGCUGGAAGAAUAAUACAUGUAUAAACACUUCACCAAGGGAGUUUAUAUUGUAGUUUUCCAACCUGGCUUCAACUGACGGUGAUGUUUACUCUACAUUCUUUAGCUAUCAGAGUAUCUGUUUGUAGUUUUUUAAGAAAUAUAAAGAAAAGAUGAUAAAAUAGAAAAUGCUUUUAGAGGUCCAAACCACCAAAGAGAGAAAGAGAGAAGAAGUUGUUGUUUUCUACAGUUAGAAGAACAAUUGUACUAUCUUGUCAUACUGGUUUUAAAUCUUUGUUUACUUAUUAAAAUCUGUUCUUGAGUAGUUUAACUUACUAACAAAUUAUAAUAAUAAAGUUAACAUUUUUUGACA
Molecule: messenger RNA, 2313 nt
Organism: Larimichthys crocea (large yellow croaker)
Lineage: Eukaryota; Metazoa; Chordata; Actinopteri; Sciaenidae
Gene: gypc
Product: glycophorin C (Gerbich blood group)
Exons: 4
Coding region: 269-595 (108 amino acids)
Source: RefSeq, a predicted model, not a curated record